This is a messenger RNA of Spodoptera littoralis (African cotton leafworm), 510 nucleotides long. Lineage: Eukaryota; Metazoa; Arthropoda; Insecta; Lepidoptera; Noctuidae. The record is from the annotation of a GenBank genome assembly.
AUGGCGCCUCGAAAUGAAGUGCCGCAAAUGAUGUCUCGAAAUGAAGAGACCUAUAAAUGUCCUGAUUGCAAUAAAGCAAUUCCCAUCACCGAAGUUGCUGAACAUUCAGAUUUUCAUCUUGCAUUGAAGUUAAGAGAAGAGGAGAGACAACAUGUGCGCACAGAAAUAAAGGAACGAAAAGAAGAAAAAUUGAAACUGAGCAUGGAAUCUAGAAAGCAACAACAGACCACAAAACCUGAUACUGUGCCUGUAUCUUCUAUAGCUAGCUUUUUAGUUAAAAUUGAUGACAAUAUUCCAACAGAGAUAUGCUCGACCUGUGGAAAAAAGGUGCCUAUGGAUAAGUUUGCAGAACAUCAAGAUUUCCAUGAAGCUCAAAAACUAAGUAGAGAACUAAAUAAGAAAACCAGUCCACAGUUCAUUGGCAAUAGUGUAAAACGAAAACGGAAAUCCAAUUCACCAAUAAAGAAAAAUAAAAUGCCAUGCAGGCCAAUUGACUCAUUCUUUAGAUGA